This is a messenger RNA of Electrophorus electricus (electric eel), 3399 nucleotides long. RefSeq names its product fibronectin leucine rich transmembrane protein 1a (gene flrt1a). NCBI's taxonomy places the organism in Eukaryota, Metazoa, Chordata, Actinopteri, Gymnotiformes, Gymnotidae. The record is from RefSeq and is a predicted model, not a curated record. Gene Ontology annotation, molecular function: protein binding.
AGAGAGAGAGAGAGAGAGAGAGAGAGGGAGGCUGGAACAUGACUGAAAUGAUGAUGACUGACUAAGGCUAGAUUGGACGGGCGACUUAAUUUGGGACUACAGUCCAGUUAAGGCUAGCAUAUCCUCUAUCGCUAAAUUAAUGACACCGUGCAGUGGAACUUAUUGCGCGGAAAACACCAAAAAACAGAUGCGAGCAGAGUAAUGAGAGGAGAGAAAGGCACAGGAAAAGCUCACUACUGAAAAGGUUAACCAGUCUAGGCCUACUGUGAGCAUAGACUAGAUUCCUCUGCAACUGAGCCAGGAGUACAUACAUCCUGGGAGCCAUAAAGUAGCCAAGUAGAGAAAGAAGGCACAGCUUCCCGAAGAGGAGCCCUGGGCAUCAUGGCUCCUGACAGCGUGGCCGAGCUUCGCGAUUGGCUCUUCCUUUCCCUGCUGUGCCUCACGCUAUUGGCCGAGAUGCUGGAGUGCGCUGCGGCUUCCUCGCAGGGACUGGACGGCGAGGGGGACGCGGUGUGCCCGUCUGUGUGCCGCUGCGACGAAGACUUUAUCUACUGCAAUGACCGCAGGCUCAGUGCCAUCCCACCACUGCCCCCAUCUGCCACUGUCCUUUAUCUUCAAAACAAUCACAUAGACAAUGCAGGACUGCCCACGUCCCUCGAGCACCUCACCACAGUGCGGGUCAUAUAUCUCUAUGAUAAUGAGCUGGAUGACUUUCCCAUGCAUCUACCACCAUCAUUACGGGAGCUACAUCUCCAAGACAACAACAUCCGGGUGUUGCCACGGGCGGCGCUGGCCAGGCUCCCUCUGCUGGAGAAGUUGCAUUUGGACGACAAUUCGGUGUCCACGGUUAGUAUAGAAGACCAGGCUUUUGCCGACAACCCGCGCCUACGACUGCUCUUCCUCUCCCGAAACCACCUUUCCAGCAUUCCGUCUGGGCUUCCAGCCUCACUGGAGGAACUUCGGUUAGAUGACAACCGCAUUUCAACGAUCCCCACACACGCCUUUCGUGGCUUGUCUUCUCUUCGCCGCCUUGUCUUGGACGGUAACCUCUUGGCCAAUCAGCGCAUUGCAGACGACACCUUCUCACGUCUUUCGAACCUCACAGAGCUCUCAUUGGUGCGGAACUCCCUUCAAACUCCACCUCUCAAUCUACCCAGUGCACACCUGCAGAGACUCUCCCUCCAGGACAACGCGCUCAUCCAUAUGCCACGGGGCUCCCUGGAUGGAAUGCGUAGAUUACAGAGGCUGGAUCUCUCUGGUAACAACCUGACCACACUUCCCAGAGGUUUGUUCCGGGACUUGGAAACCCUCGGGCAGCUGCUCGUGCGUGGCAACCCUUGGCACUGUGGAUGCAACCUGCGCUGGCUGUACGACUGGCUGGAGGCCAAGGGGAAUACCAUCACAGUCCGAGGACUGACUUGCCAGUCGCCAGAGCGUGUGCGUGACAUGUCACUAAGGGACCUUACCAGCCAGAUGGACGAGUGCGAGCUGGCAGCUGCUGGAGGUGGAGGGGUAGGUGGUCCGGGCUCCACAGGAGGGGGGAGUGCUGGCGGCAGCAGAAUGGGAGGACCAGGAGUAGCGGCCAGCUCCACGACUCUGUCCCCUCCGCAAGGCUCUCUGUUCACCCUGCGGUCCAAGCGUCCAGGUCUGGGACUUCCAGACACAGGCUUGGACUACACUCUUGGCAGCAGUGGCGUGGGCAAGAACCUGGCUCUGAAUGUGAAGACUCUGUCCCACGACAGCAUCAGAGUUACAUGGAGCGUGGCCCAACCAUCUUCUUCCUUCAGGCUCAGUUGGCUCCGCCUGGGGACUAGUGCCACCAUGGGUUCCAUCACAGAGACUCUGGUGAGGGGAGACCGCAGAGAGUAUCUCCUUACUGCCCUCCAGCCAGCAUCCAGUUACAUCAUCUGUAUGGUGCCACUAGUCUCUGGCAGUGGGAACAAAGGCAGCAUGUCCAGCACAGACAUGGACUCUGAUGAGGUUCCAGUGUGCGCCAAGGCUGAGACAUCUGAUCCCAGCCUGUCAGAUGUCGACCAGGGCGAUGGUCAGGGCUCGGAGCAGAUCACCUCACUCCCACUGGCUGGGAUCAUCGGUGGCGCUACAGCCAUAGUCUCCCUUGCACUUAUCUUUGGCAUAUUCUGCUGGUAUGGGCAUCGGGCUGGGCGCUUUUCCUCAAGGGAUCACUACAGCCGCAGUAGCUCACGUAAGAGCAAGCACUACGAUGACUACAUUGAAUCAGGCACUAAGAAGGACACCACCAUCCUAGAGAUCCGAGGACCUGGCUUCCAGAUGACACCAAUGGCAGCCAGAGAGCCCCUGCAGCCCAAACCAAUCCGAGAAGAUUACAUCAUACACACUAUCUUCCCCUCCAAUGGCACAGGCCUAUACAAACCGAACCAUCACAUGACCAACUCAGGCUAUGGCACCAAUCGCGGCUACCGAGAAGGAGGCAUCCCAGAUAUAGACUACUCAUACACGUGAUGAGCCUGAUUUAGCGAAUGCUGUUAGGAAUCAUGUACUGGAUAGAUGCACAGUUUUUUAAUCAGUGUGGGGUCUGCAGCACCCCUUUGUGCCUUCUAGUCUCCGUUCCAACCAAGCGUGCUGGUCAUGGCUCCGAGGAAGCUCUUAAUUGGCCCAGAAGCCUGCUAAGAAACAGCUUUCUGUGUUUGGUGCCAGGACGUAGCUGCACCAUUUCAGGUGGUGAUACCAACUGUAAUUUUCUCUCCUCUGGUUUAACCUAGUGUGUCCUCCGAGUAACUGCUUUACCCCUGGCUGCCGCAACGAGGCAGAUUCAAGGGCAGCACAUGUUGUACUUAACACAGAGUCUUUUUAUUUCGAACUCAGAUCAUAUAUAAUCUGGUUAAGUGGCAUUUACUGGGAAUGAAAACAAAACAAACAAACAAAAUGACCUGGAUAUGAACAUUCACAUCCCCAUGGCUCUAAUGAUUAGCUGCCUAAGGACUUCCCAACAUUGCUCAAGACUCGAGCUUGUGGACUCUUGGUCUGAGGAGUCCACCAUUGGCCAAAGUGACUGGAAAGAGAGUCAUAGAGGAGAAGGAUCACUCAGUGCUGUCUCUGCAGUUCAGUUCUUCUAGAAAAACAUGGGCUGACAUUUUGGAUCCCCUUUAAUGAGACUGUCAUUCCCUGGAAUUAAGAGAAUGCAGAGUUACAAACAUAAGCCCUGAAUGGUGAUGCGUCACUGAGUUAAAACGCCUCAAAAAAAUUUUUUUAAAAAUAAUAAUAAUCUUGACAAGCCAGCAAGUUGCCUGAAAAAAAUGUGCAUAGCGCAUCAAGCCGUACGUUGUCUGGUUCCUUUUAACAUGGACCUAAUGUGGAAUGUGUUCUGUGAGAAGGGCCAGGUGCAAUUACACUGACUGACUUUCACACUGAAAAUUACAA